CACACACAACACCUUCAGAGGUCCGUCUGCUAAUGGGCGUGUUCCCUUGCGCUGAUGGUGGCGGGUGCGGGUGCGUCUCCGGCGGUGAGGUCGUGGAACACCUUGAGCACCGCAUGACAUAACUCGCCCUGACACACACAACACACAAUGCAUCCAUACACACCAAAACACACACUCCUCGGCUCACUCUCACCGACCGCGUCGUAGUUUGUGUCUUGUGCGAAUGGCUCCACAGCUCCUCCCAGGCUGGCACACAUGAUGCCGUAUGAGUCCGAUGCGACCCCAGACUGAAACACAGGAACGCACGAAAGCACCAACAGAUGGAUGGCUGUGUGCUGAUGGAUGGAGGUACCUACCUCUAUGGCCGGCUGGCAUGUGUUGCGCCAUGUCUUGACCAGCUCGACACCUGACAGAAUGGCACAGCACAACGCAGCGGUGGGGAGUCACAUAUACGUUGGAGAGGGGCCACUUACCGACAACCCCCUUGUCCCUGAGCAUACUGGCGAAGGAUAGACACUGUCAAGAGAGAGCGGUGCACUCAGGGAUAGACCUUUCCCUCUCUGUGUCUGUCUCUCUCGGUGUGUCGCCGACCGUGUCGUAGCCCUUCGGCCUGGCCCUCUUAUUGAUAUCGACAGCGGCAGCACCCAACCCCACCACCUCUGAUUUGCUAUCCUUUACUCCGCCUGCAGAAAAAGGAAAGUCAGCCGCCUUUAUCCAUUCUCCUCUCUCUGCUGGAUGCUCUCCCCACCCCUGUUUCUCGAAGCCAUCAGAUCCAUCUCUGUCGGCGCCUCCCUGUCGCCAGUAUCAGCUGCAGUGCCCCCUCCCUUGUCUUUCGUAUCGUCAAUGACCUCGUCCCACUCUGUGUCGGUCGUGUCAACGGCGAUAGAGGGAGGAGCCCGGGCACGAGUAAUGUGCUGCUGCUGCUGCUGCUGCUGCUGAGGGCGGCUGGCCGCCGUGGCAUGUGCAGCACUGAAAGCGGACACGCACAUCAGUUUUUUCCUUCCAUGUUCCUUCCCACUUCUCCCACUUGUUCGUUGCGGUUUCUUUGGUGUGGACGGUAUCGUCAUACGGCGCCGCCCUCUGCAGUGAGGAGUCGAACUGGUCCACACCCAGUGCAGGUGCCCUCUCGUGGGCCUCCUGGUGCUGUCUGUUGCUGCCAUGGCCAUGGCGGUGGGUGUGGCCGUGCCGCUUGUGCUGGCCCUUCUUGAGCUGCAGCAGACCCGUGGGAGCGUCUUGCUGCCUGGCCGACACCUCACAGAGGGCACAUGAUGCCGUCAACACGAGAAGCUGCAAAGAGGGAACACGCACGAGAUGGAUGGAUAAAAGUUCCUCCUUGCACCAGCAUGAAUGGCGUGAUGGCAAGGCCACCGCAUCCGCCGCUUCUUUGCCCCUCCCUGGCCAUUUUGUGCCCUCAAAAGCGAUUUCCAGCUCCCGUUCUAAGCUCGCAAGGGGCUUGCCCGCAGCGACAUUCACAGAUCUUGAAAAUGGCCGUCGACAUCAGUCACACUCGGGUGAGAGGAGAGGAGCCUGCAGGCCAAGCAAUGCAUGAGCAAAGUGUCAGAAGUGCAAGUCGGUCCAGGGUUUAGGGUCUAGGGUUCAUAGACCGACGAUCCACUGAUCUGUGAGACAGGACGGCUGUUGAGUCUGUCCGUUCCAUGAGACAGGCCAUGGCGGACAGGACGUCAGACAGGAUGGACUGACGCAUACUACAUGUCCUACGUGG
This is a messenger RNA of Vitrella brassicaformis, 1723 nucleotides long. Lineage: Eukaryota; Vitrellaceae. The record is from the annotation of a GenBank genome assembly.